AUGGGUAACAGUAACAGUAGUGCAAUUGCAAUUAAUCUUGAUCGAAACAAUUUAUUUUAUUUUUCUGGUGAAUCUGUAUCGGGAACAGUCAAUUUAAACAUCAUAGAAGGGAAACUAGAAGCAGACGAAAUUUAUAUAAUAUUAACAGGUGAAAUUGGUUAUACAACAACUCGAACUGUUUCAACUGGUAGAGGUCGAACAUCAACACGAACUGAAUAUCAUCAUGUUCCAUUUUAUUCUGCUAAAGUUACUUUUGUUCGGCCUGAACCUGGACAAAAAGAAUUCAUUUAUGGUCAAGGACAAUAUUCAUGGUCAUUUCAAAUUCCAUUAACUGAGCAUCUUCCACCAACAAUAAAUCAACCUCAAUCUUAUCCUCAUGUUCGAUAUUAUUUACAAGUUGUUAUUGAUAAACCAUGGUAUAAACCAAAUACAAGAGAAACAAGAUAUUUAACAAUAUUUCCACGUGUUAAUCUAUUACACAAUCCUCAAUGUCUAUUAUCAACUAUAUUUGGAAAUCAAAAUAGAAAAGACAUAAAAUUAAAAGGUAUUUUAAAUAAAUUAGGAUAUGUGCCUGGAGAAUCAAUUUAUAUGACAUUAGAAAUUGAAAAUCCACGAAAAGUUUUAAUUCAACGUAUUAAUCUUUCAAUGUUACAAUCAUAUAAAAUUGGACGAAAUUCACGUGGACAUACUAUAUUUCAAACAACAUUACCAAAUAUUCUUAAUUUAAAAGAUCAACAAAUAAGAGAAACAUUUUCUAUAAUAAUUCCUUCUGUAUCAAUACCACCUUCAUAUCAAUUUCAAGGAGGAAUUCAAAGAGUUGCUCUAGUUAAUAUUUUUUAUAUGCUUAGAUUUGCAGUUAAAGUUGAAGGAAUUUUUACUAAUUUUGAUGUUAAUGUACCAAUUACAUUGGGAACAGAACCAUAUCCUGAUCUAAAUCAACAACAAACAUUUAAUCCUGUGAUCGUUUCUUAUGCUUCAAAUCCUGAACAAUCCAUGUUUAGUGAUGAUGAUUUACCGCCGAACUAUGACUCUACUGUGCAAAAUAAUAAAUAA
Molecule: messenger RNA, 1053 nt
Organism: Rotaria sordida
Lineage: Eukaryota; Metazoa; Rotifera; Eurotatoria; Philodinida; Philodinidae
Source: the annotation of a GenBank genome assembly